This is a messenger RNA of Cotesia congregata, 1470 nucleotides long. The record is from the annotation of a GenBank genome assembly. Lineage: Eukaryota; Metazoa; Arthropoda; Insecta; Hymenoptera; Braconidae.
AUGAAAAUGUCUUACUCAAAGUUAAAAUAUUCUAAUAUGUUUCUGAAGAGUAUCAGAAAGUACAGCACUGAAAUUUCUGAAAAAUCAUCUAAAUGGAACUCGGUAGUUGGUCUAGAAAUUCAUGCUCAAAUAUCUUCAGAAUCAAAAUUAUUCUCUGGUGCAAGUACAGCUUAUGGACAGCCAGUUAAUUCCUGUGUUUCUUUUUUUGAUUGUGCGACUCCAGGAACACUACCAGCAGGCUAUCAGAUUACUCAACAAAGACAACCGCUAGCAGUGAACGGUAGCCUUAAGUUCAAUGUGUGGACUCCGGGUGUCCACAAAACGCCGUAUGAAAAAGUAACAAGGAUAAAACAAAUACAAUUGGAGCAAGACAGUGGCAAAAGUCUCCAUGAUACUUACAUAAAUAAAAGCCUCAUUGAUUUGAACAGAGCCGGUAUGCCUUUAAUGGAACUGGUAUUUGAACCAGACUUAUCAGAUGGCGAAGAAGCUGCAGGUUUAGUUAAAGAGCUGAUGAAUAUUCUAGUAAGAUUAGGAACUUGUUCAUGUAAAAUGGAAGAGGGAGCGUUGAGAGUAGAUGCGAAUGUUUCUGUAAAUAAAGAAAAUGAGCCAUUGGGUACGCGCACAGAAAUUAAAAACAUCGGGAGUGUACGAGGUGUAGCGGGAGCUAUUAAGUACGAGAUAAGAAGACAGAUAAAAUUGUUGGAGCAAGGAGAAAAAAUAGUCAACGAAACUUUGUCAUGGGAUGCAGCCUACCAGAAGACUGUGAUGAUGAGAGACAAGGAAGAAAAACAGGACUACCGGUUCAUGCCUGAGCCAAAUUUACCUCCCUUGCGUCUUUAUAUGGGUCAGGGAGACAAUAAAUAUAAUCUUAUAGACGUUAACAGUUUUAAGAAAAAAAUUCCAAGAUUGCCUAGUGAAAUUCGUCAUCAUUUUGUUAAUGAGUUUAAAUUAAUUCCAUUAAUGGCUAUAUCUAUUGUUGAUGAAAAAAAAUUGACGGUUUUAUUUGAAGAGACACUCGCUGAAAAUAAAAAUAGAAGUCCGAGAACUGUUGCCAAUGUUUUAAUGAAUGAAGUGAUGCAGUUUCUCAAUAAAAAUAAAUUAACACUGGAUAAUCUAAAUAUUUCUUCAAAACAGUUUGGACAGAUUAUUGAUUUAUUGGAAGCAAAAAAAAUUAAUUUGCUAGUUGUUAAUAAUAUUCUGGAAGUUUUGAUUGAAGAUCCCGAAAAAACACCUGAAGAAGUUGCGCAAGAAUCUAACUUGGAACUUAUAAAUGACGACGAAGAGUUACUAAAGUUAAUUAACAAAAUUUUUGAAGACAAUCCUAAAAUGGUAAAAGAAUACCAAAACGGAAAGGACAAAGUACUGCGUGCAAUAAUGAAUCAAGUUAUUAAAAAAUCAAAUAGCCGGGCCAAUUUGCAGAAAGCAUCAGACAUGAUACGUAGACUGCUGAGACCAAAUCAAUUUAAAUAA